UCCGAACAGAAAGAAGAAAAUGAAAAUUUUUGAAAACAUUGAAAACGAUUAAAAUUGACAACAUUUAUGUGAAAUAUGUAGUAAAAUGCCAGGGUGGAAGCCUGACUGUCUGAGAGGUUCAGUUUAUGAGCCAGAUCUUUUGAAGCUAAAAGAAAGAAAGCAUAAUCAAAAUGCAGUAAUAGAAGAUUCAUGUGAAGAUGACAGGAAGGGCAUUGCUGUCAUCGAACUGUAUAAACAAGAUGGUUGUGGUCUGGGAUUUAUUGUAUCAGGAGGAGAGGAUAAAGGUUUUAGACCCACAGUAUCAAGUAUAAGACCAGGAGGAACUGCUCAUAGAUCUGAUUCCUUAGAAGUAGAUGAUAUCAUCUUGUCUGUUAAUGGUAUAAAGACAGAUGGAAUGAAACAUGACGAAAUAAUCAACUUAUUAAAGAACACUGGAGAACAUGUUAUACUUGAAGUAGAAUAUCAACUUCCUGAUAAUUCAUUUUCAAGUUCCUUUUCUGUUUGUUGUAAACAACAUACUGUGUCCCUGGAAAGAGAUAGUGGAGGGUUUGGAUUUACUCUGCGUGGAGGAUACGAUAACAACCCACAGAAAUCUAGAGCCUUAACUGUCACUCAAAUAAGACCAGGAGGAUCAGCCGAUAGAGAAGGGUCCAUACAGGUUGGAGAUAGAAUUAUUGCAAUCAAUGAAUACAAUGUUGCACAUUUUACCCUGUCUGAGGCCUCAAUGUUCCUGCAACAAUGUGGACAUGAAGCUAACUUUACAGUUGAAUAUGAUAUGUCUGUUAUAGAUACCAUUAAGAAUGCUACCGGACCAUUGUUGGUAGAAAUAGGCAGAGUACCUGGGACAUCCUUAGGUCUAGGACUUUCACAGACAUCACAUCAGGGAAAAUGGUGUUUGUCUAUUGAUGGCAUUGAUCCAAUGAGCUUAGCAGACAGGUGUGGAGCAUUGCAUGUAGGUGACCUAAUAAGAUCCAUUGAAGGGACCAGUGUUGAACACAUGUCUAUUGCUGAGGCUACACAACUACUAAAAUGUAGCCUUGAUGAAGUGGUCACCCUGGAAAUAUUACCAGCAAGGAUCGUAGAACAACAUACUUCCAGAGAUAUAAUAUCAAGAAGAGGGAUUAAAAGUAAUUUAGUUCGUUCCACCACUGGCAGCAUGUCCAAUGCAGCUUCUGUCCCAGCCAUACCCUCCUCUCUUUCUACUCCUGGUAGCUUCAAUAUGUAUAACUCUACAGGUUCCGCAUAUAACAUGUCAUCUGGUACCAGUACACUGAGGUUGUCCGGAAGGAAGAGACACCUGAAUAAGAGACAGACAUCCAACGUUUCCAUAUCCUCCACUGCCACAUCAGUUAUGCUUGGCAACCAGAUAGGCCGAUCAGAAAUCAUGGAGAUCAGACUGUAUGCAGACUACAGAGGACUAGGUUUAACAGUAGAAGGAAGUUUUAAUGAUUCCUCUGUCCUUGGGGAAGCCCCUGUUGUAUCUUAUGUUCAGACUGGUAGUGCUGCAGACAGAUGUGCCUUGAUGCAAGAAGGUGAUAGAAUAUUAACAGUAAAUGGACAGAGUUUGUCAGAUAAAACUAUUGAUGAAGUGAAUCAGCUGUUAAGAGAAUGCAGACAUCGAUGUGAUCUUGAAGUGGAAUUUGAUGUUGCAGAAUCAGUGGUGUUAACAUCUGGGACAUUUGUAGUCAAACUACCAAUGGUGAAAACAGGUUUAGGUGUUUGCUUGUCAGGAGCUGGUGGUAAAGCCAAUGACCAUUUGAUCAUCACAGAUGUUAAGAAGGGAAGUGUAGCACACAGAUGUGGAUCAAUCCAACCAGGAGAUAAACUACUGGCUAUUAAUGAUGUAAAAACAGAGAACAUGCUGGUUGAGGAUGCUUUACAUUUGUUACAAUCCACAGAUGACAUCAUCAAAUUACGUCUAAAGAGAGAUGACCCAUAUUCAGAUGACAGUGGAGAAGAAUGUGUAAUGUAUACAGUUGAAAUGCAGAGAAGAGGAGGCCCAUUAGGGAUAACAAUAUCUGGUACAGAUACCCCAGGGGACCCUAUUAUUAUAUCAGAUCUGGUUGAAGGAGGUUUAGCCGUAAGAACUGGUGCUAUUCAUGUUGGUGACAGAUUAUUAGCUAUAAAUGGUGAUACAACAAGGGGAAAAACUCUUACAGAAGCCACUAAUAUGUUACAAUGCGCUGUUGAACUUGUAACUUUAAAGAUAGCUAGGCCUGCUGAGACAUCAAAAACUAAAGGAAAGAAGUUGGGUGAUACAUGUAGGUCUACAACUCCAGUGGCUAGUGUUGACAGUGCUAUGGAAUCAUGGGAUAGCUCCGCACCAGAAACAGGACAGAUUUAUCAUAAUAUUGGAACAGUACUAUCAAAUGGAAAACCACAGUUGUUACCCAAACCAAGCAAAAAUAAAAGUGGUAUUAAAGCUGCUAACUCUAAUAACACUGAUACGAGUAGAGACAGAUUGGCAGAUUUUAACCAAUCAGAUUUUGAGUGGGAAAACCAUAGCAACAGCAGUCACAGUGAAAAUGCAAAUGGUGCUGAUGAGUGGACAGGUUCAUUUGCUGAGUAUGAAAAUGGGUCAGAAAUGUUGAAACAGAUUAAUGCAAGUUUGAGGCAGAGAUCUUCUGCCAGUUUGGACAGGCCAAGGUCAACGACGACCAAACCACUUUUGACAAAAAACUUCUCUCACAGCACUGCAAAAGAUUUCCACAGUGAGGAUGAACUUUGUAGUGCAGGAAGCAGAAAGAAGACCACAAAUAGACCAGGGAAAAAACUUGGACCAAAUGCGUACAAAGAACAUGUCAAGACCAUUUUCUCACCAACACCUGUUCAGCUUCAUAAAAUUAAGAUGGUGAAGGACCCUGGUGCAGAGGAUUUUGGAUUUGGUCUUUCAGACGGCAUGUAUGAGAAGGGUGUAUAUAUUAGUGGUGUAAGAAAGGGUUCACUGGCAGAUAAAGCUGGAUUAGUACAGUUUGACAGAAUAUUACAGGUGAAUGGAAUAAGAACAAGAGAUUUUGACUGUUGUUUAGCCAUACCGUUAAUUACAGAAGCUGGGAACGCUUUAGAUUUGGUUGUGUGCAGGAACCCUAUAGCUAAAGUUUCUAAUGUUGAAUCUAGUCAAAAAGUGGCAAGUAAACCAGUCAGGGAAUAUAAUUCUUGUGAUGAAGGCAGUGUUUACAUGAAUGUACCAAAUAAAAAUGGAUACACUACACCUAAAAGUGUUUGAUAUUAGGGGAAGAGGAGAUGUUUUUGGACCAGAAUUGGAAUACAUUCGAAUGGUACAAGUGGUUAUUCAUGCAUAGAUUUAUUUUUUUGUAUGUAUUUAAAUAAAUACUUUUGCUGACAGGCAGACAUUGCUUGAAUGUUUAUGUUGAGUGAUAAAUUGAGAUUUGUUUAUAGUUCUGAGUAAAGUUAAACCUUAUGAGAAAGAUUUUUAUAGAUUGUAUAAAUAGAGAUGACUAAAGAAUGAAUAAAAGAGAGAUGAUUAAAAGAUACUAUAAAAGGAGAUAUUUAAGCAUUAUAACUUUUGUUUAUAUUCGUAAUUAACAGAUUUCAUUCUGAAAAAGAAGGUCAUUUUAUUUUUCCCUUAUGAUAUGCAAUUAUAAAUUUUGCAAUGUUUAUUUCUGUAACUCAUGAAGUUUUUGUCAAAUGUGAAAGACUGCUAAAAUCCAAAAGGAGUAGAAAAUAUGUAGAUAGAGUGUGAACCUUGGUUGCAGUCAUAUGCUUUAAGGAAUGUUAAAUUUUGAAAUUUACUUUAUUUCUUAAGAUAAAAAAUAAAAUUUGAUCUAUUAAAAUGUGUUUGUAUCUCAAGCCACAUCUGCAUCAUGUUUGCAUUUUUCUUUUAUGUUUUUUUUUCUUUUGCAUUCUUUAAAAACCUUUAAUGUGUCAGAUUUGAGUUGAUUAGAAACAAAAUUUAUUUUGAGUGUUUAAAUUCCUUCUGGGAAUGAACUCAGUACAAACUAUACUACUCAAAAGAUUGCAAGAUGGACAAAGAAAAUGGCUGUAGAUAAAUCAAGAUUUUCAAAAACAAUUUUUCAAUGAUUCAAUAGUUCCUACACCUAAAUUAUAAGGAAGGCUUGAUAAAUAAGUAUUUUUUAAUACCUUAAUGAUAAUACUCUUAUUUAUGUAAUACUCUAAAGCAAUAAAUGUUUUUUCAAGUGAUAAUUUUUUUUCUCACAAAUUAUUUUUGAUACAUAUCUUUUGUUAACUGAAAGUUUUUAAAUAGUCUUCAGAUGUACAUGGUACCACUACAAAUGUGUAUAAUGGAAUAAGGUGUAGAUGUUAUUUUUGUUGAAUUUUUUUCUCCAAAUAAAGUAAUUAAUUAUGUAUUGCAAUACCUUUAAGGUAUACUUAGCUUUAGAUCAAUAAAAUAAGUUUUAAUGCUGUAUUGGCCAGUUCUCAAUUUUGAAAAUGAGGCAUUUCUUUCAUUAUAUUUACCAAAAUUUACAUUGAUAUAUGCUUUUUUAUG
Mytilus californianus (California mussel) is the source of this 4468-nucleotide messenger RNA. Its product is annotated as glutamate receptor-interacting protein 2-like. The record is from RefSeq and is a predicted model, not a curated record. NCBI's taxonomy places the organism in Eukaryota, Metazoa, Mollusca, Bivalvia, Mytilida, Mytilidae. The coding region runs from base 86 to 3226 and encodes 1046 amino acids. Gene Ontology annotation, biological process: neurotransmitter receptor transport, endosome to postsynaptic membrane. The transcript has 21 exons. Gene Ontology annotation, molecular function: protein binding.